This is a messenger RNA of Capronia coronata CBS 617.96, 843 nucleotides long. RefSeq lists its product as uncharacterized. The record is from RefSeq and is a predicted model, not a curated record. Lineage: Eukaryota; Fungi; Ascomycota; Eurotiomycetes; Chaetothyriales; Herpotrichiellaceae. The transcript is spliced from 2 exons. Bases 1 to 843 code for a protein of 280 amino acids.
AUGGAGACCAUCACCGCGAUCGCUACGUCCCUCUCCACCUCCAUCACCGCUCUAUUCCAACGCAUCAACACCAAUCGCUUCUCAUACCUGAUCUACCCGGCCGCCCUAGCCGGCGCUGUGGGAUCGUUCUUCCUCGCCCGCGCCGCGCGCGCCGACUACAAAACCUAUCUCAGCUACGGACCCGGCGGUCCACCAUAUAAUGUUCUGGGCUGGUUCGUGACCAGCACGGUGGUCCGGGCCAUGACGAUCGACGGGUUCGACCUGCGGAAAUGCGACAAGGAUCUCGACCGCAGGACCUGGUUGGGCCCGGACUGGGAGAAAGGAGCGGAGAAGCAUGUCCGGACGGGCGGGAGGCCUAAGAUCGGACCGCAUCCCGCGCCGCAGAGACAGCUUGAUCAGUUGCCUGGGAGGGAGGUUCAGGAGAAACUCCUAGCCUCAUUCACCUCCAUCGUCGCCCACAACCCAACCCUAGUACAAUUCAAACCCUCCAUCUACGAACGUCGCCACGAGGCCAUCUUCAUCGCAGACACCUGUCCCGUCACCACCAAAGACGUCUUGGGCUACCCCUUGCCCGCCGAGAUCUCGCAUAUCCACGCCACCACGGAUUAUUCGGUCCAUGUCGUCCUGUCGCCCCGGGAUGCCGCGACAGUCAUCCGCGCGGGUUGGGGCCAGUUGCAUGGUCUGGCCGGGCUCAGUGUGGCGGGGAUUACGGUGCUGCCGAAAUCCUAUGUUCUGCUGUACGCACCGAGGAACGAAGACGAGGUGCACGUCGUCAUGGAGAUCGUUCGCGCGUCGAUCGGGUAUAUGACCCAGACGGAGAUGGAGGGGGUCAAACCUGCUUAG